AUGGACGCUGAUGCACAAUUUUUAAAUGAUUUUCAAGCAGCGACCAUACCAUUUGAACAAUGGACACAUGCAGCUCAUAUUCGUAUGGCUUACUUAGUUUGUCGUUCAUCGGAUACUUUCGAAGAAGCUUUAUUAAAAAUUCGGCAAGGGAUACAACAUUUCAAUGGAUUUCAUUUAGCAAAAGUUACUGUUGGUUUUCAUGAAACCAUGACUCAAUUGUGGACGACUAUUGUUUGGAAUGCAACAAAAAAAUGUGAUUCAUCUGUAUCGAAUUCCAAUGAUUUUCUCGAACAAAAUCGUUAUUUAUUGGAUUCAUCAUUAUGGAAACAAUACUAUUCGCCGGCACUUAUGUUUUCACCAGAUGCGAAACGUAGUUUUGUAUCUCCUGAUCUAAAAUCAAUACAUAUAUAG
Molecule: messenger RNA, 411 nt
Organism: Rotaria socialis
Lineage: Eukaryota; Metazoa; Rotifera; Eurotatoria; Philodinida; Philodinidae
Source: the annotation of a GenBank genome assembly